ACUUCUAAAAUCACAGAGACAUAUUUACGCAAUUACACAACUCAUCCAUGGCUGGAGAGGUGUCAGAAGUGCGGUCGGUGCCGCUCUCGCCGGUGAUAUCGGCCCCUCCGUCUCUGAUACAGUCGCCGAUGGCAGGGAGAUCGCCGGCGAGGGUAACUCCUAGGGCGAGCCCGAUAAGAAAAGCAGUGGCGAACAUGAAAGGGUACUUGGAGGAGGUUGGCCACAUAACCAAGCUCGACCCACAGGAUGCUUGGCUUCCCAUCACUGAGUCCAGGAACGGAAACGCUUACUACGCCGCUUUUCACAGCCUCUGCUCCGGGAUCGGGUUCCAAGCACUGCUUCUUCCUGUAGCAUUCAUCUUCCUCGGCUGGACAUGGGGGAUAAUAUGUUUAUCCUUGGCAUUCAUCUGGCAACUCUACACUCUUUGGGUACUUAUUCAACUUCACGAAUCAGUACCUGGAAUUCGUUACAGCAGAUACCUUCAGCUAACAAAUGACGCAUUUGGAAAAAGGCUGGGAAAUCUGUUAGCUUAUCUCCCCAUAAUGUACCUCUCGGCUGGCAUUAGUUCUGCCAUCAUUGUGCUCGGUGGUGGGAGUCUGAAGCUCUUCUUCAACCUGGUUUGCGGCCCAAACUGUGAGUCCAAGCCGCUCACUACUGCGGAAUGGUAUCUAGUCUUCACCUGCUUGGCUGUUAUUCUCUCGCAGCUUCCAAACCUAAACUCCAUUGCUGGAGUAUCGCUGGUUGGAGCCGUUUCAGCUGUUUCUUACUGCACUAUAAUCUGGGUUGUGUCGGUCGGUCGGGGAAGGCUGGCCGACGUUUCUUAUGCUCAUGUGCAUCCGGGAAUGAGUGUUGAUAGAGUGCUUGAUGUCAUUAAUGCUAUCGGCAUCAUCGCUUUUUCCUUUAGAGGACAUAAUCUCGUCUUAGAAAUACAGGCGACCAUGCCAUCAACUCUGAAGCAUCCCUCUCGCAUCCCAAUGUGGCGAGGAAUGAAGGCCGCCUACCUCCUCGUAGCGUUCUGCAUGUUUCCCAUCGCAAUUGGCGGUUUCUGGUCCUACGGCAACCAGAUACCAUCGAGCGGGAUUCUCCAAGCCCUCUACCAAUUCCACAGCCGCGACACUUCCAACGUGGUGCUCGGCUUGACCACCCUGCUUGUCGUCCUCAGCUGCCUCAGCUCCUUCCAGAUCUACGCAAUGCCUAUCUUCGACAACAUGGAGGCGGGCUACACAAGCAAGAAGAACAAGCGUUGCCCCCGAUGGCUGCGAUCUGGCUUCCGGGCAUUCUUUGGAGCGAUCGCGUUUCUCCUUGCGGUGGCAUUUCCCUUCCUGUCGGAUCUGGCGGGGCUCAUGGGCGGGAUCUCGUUGCCGGUCACAUUGGCUUACCCCUGCUUCAUGUGGAUUCUGGUAAGGAAACCCAAUAAAUAUAGUGCCAAUUGGUAUAUUAAUUGGGCGUUGGGGGUCCUGGGGAUGGGCCUCAGUGUCGUGCUGAUUGUUGGAGGAUUGUGGAGGCUCAUCGAGUCGGGUAUCAAGUUUCGCUUCUUCAAGCCUCAGUGAUUGUGAUAUUUAGAUUUGAAACUCUUCUUUUUUUGGCUUUUGAUGUGGGUGAUGUGGACUGGGUGUUCGAAGCCUAAUUUUAUUGCAUGCAUAUAAAUAUAAUAUUUUGAGAGAGCGAAA
Phalaenopsis equestris is the source of this 1670-nucleotide messenger RNA. Its product is annotated as lysine histidine transporter-like 8. The record is from RefSeq and is a predicted model, not a curated record. NCBI's taxonomy places the organism in Eukaryota, Viridiplantae, Streptophyta, Magnoliopsida, Asparagales, Orchidaceae. The coding region runs from base 48 to 1550 and encodes 500 amino acids. The transcript is spliced from 5 exons. Gene Ontology annotation, cellular component: plasma membrane.